CCUGGCAAACGUAGGCCGGGCCAUCCCUAAGUCUGGCUGGUUCUAAAAAAAGCGGGCGUAGUUUGCUGGCUGAUGUUGCCAUACCGUGAGAUCUUACUUUCUUCCGCCUCCUCCAGGAUUUGAACCUAGUGGCAGUGCUAAACACUGACACAAGUUUGGCAUGAUGGCGCCAGAGUCUCGGCGCCUUUUCCAGUCACUUGAUAUCCGCAUUUGAGGCUGUGCCUCAGGUAUACUCUGCUCCGAGAGCAAGGGUAGACGAUAAGCCAAGGAGCUAAAACCCUGCCACGGGAUAUGAGUAGGAAUCUGAGCUGGUCAGAGCACCUCGAUGCCUUUCUGAAAGCAACUGAUGGAAAUGUAGCCCGGAUGAAGGUACCUGACACACUGAAGCAGGCUGUACAGUGCCUGCUGAAACAGCAGCAGCUGCAGAUGUACAAGAUCAGUUCCCUGGAAGCCUCAUUGCUGCAGGGGGCCUCAGAAGGGCAAACCCAUCUCCUAGAGCAAUGGAUGGAGGAGCUGAGAAGGGAUCUGUUGGACCUUCAGAUCCAGUUGCAGGAGCGGGCCCACAGCAAAGCCUGAAUGGAAACAAAAAUAGGAGAGUGCACUACUACCAUUGUUCUUCAUCAGCACCUACAGACCGAGUGGCAAAUGCUGUGGAAGAAGUCUGAGAUUCUGCAGAAGGAACUAAAGUUGCUGAGCCAGCACCAGGACCUACUAGUGAAACAUAUGGCUGAGGCCCAGCAGUCUCAGGCCUGCAGCUGGAAGAUCUCCAGAGGAGCACCCUUUCUAACCUCAAAUGUAGCAGCUCUUGCCUCCAUACUCAGAGUGUUAAGCAAGAUAACCUAUUCCUUCAGGACCUGAAGAUGCUCCGGAGUGAGCUGUGAGGAGGAUGUGUGAAUAGUGGAACAAAGCCUCCCUACAACUUGUUUUUGGGCAGCCUUCCCACUCCUUUGUCCAUUUGGAAUGUGGUGUCUCGACUGAGACUUUUCACUGUCUACCUAUCCCUUUUCUCUAGCUACAAUAAAAUAGCUAAACUUUC
Molecule: messenger RNA, 1036 nt
Organism: Cavia porcellus (domestic guinea pig)
Lineage: Eukaryota; Metazoa; Chordata; Mammalia; Rodentia; Caviidae
Gene: Ccdc163
Product: CCDC163 homolog
Exons: 7
Source: RefSeq, a predicted model, not a curated record